UGUUGCCUUUUGCUUCAUUUCUACCACGCCGCGCCAGCGAUCAUCUGGGCUAGCUGCAGGAACCGCUGAAGCAAAGUCGAAGAGUGCAAACUUAUCACACUUCGAGCAUUUCGUCGACCAUUAGCUAGGUGCGUGCACACCGUUCUGCGUCUGAUACGUGUUUGCACAGCUGUGCUUUAUGUCGCUUUAAUCGAACCACUCUGCCACCUGUGGAAGUGAGCCCGUGUUUCGCGCCAGUCGUGGUUUCAGGAUCGCCCGGUAGUACGUUCGUUUGCUACUCGCUGUGAUGACUGGUAUCCAGCAACUGGCAGGACGCUUGGCCCUGGUCACAGGCGGUGGCAGCGGCAUCGGUCGCGCUGUGUGCAAGGCCUUGUCAAACGAAGGAGCGCGCGUUGUGGCUGCCGACAUAAACAAGGAAGGUGCGGCGACUACGGUCAGCGACUUGCCAGGCUCCCAUGAACACCGUGCUCUACAAGUGGAUGUUGGAAGCUCAGAAUCUGUGUCGUCGAUGUUUGCUGAAAUCAAAAAGACAUACUCUGCCCCUGUGAGCAUUGUAGUCAACUGUGCUGGUAUUGUGCGAGACACCUUCCUUAUGGACAUGACUGAGGAAUCAUUCGAUGAAGUCAUGAAGAUAAACCUAAAGGGCACGUACCUUGUGACUCAAGCUGCUGCUCGAGAAAUGGUCUCAUCCAGUGUGCCAAAUGGAGCUAUAGUGAACAUUUCCAGUAUUGUUGGGAAGACUGGGAACAUGGGUCAGUGUAACUACGCUGCUUCGAAGGCGGGUGUCGUGGGUUUCACGAAGACAGUUGCCUUGGAACUGGCCAAGCAUAAUAUUCGUUGCAACGCCAUCAUGCCUGGCUUCAUAGAGACGCCUAUGGUCGCCAGUGUCCCAGAAAAAGUGCUGGUGAAGAUAAAAGAAAGGAUUCCUAUGGGCCGCUUUGGGAAGCCAGAAGAGCUGGCUGAUGCAGUGCUAUUCCUCUGUUCUCCAGCCAGCUCAUACGUGACUGGUUCAGUACUCGAAGUCACUGGUGGUUUGUAUAUAGCUCAAGAGUCGGAGCAGCCUGCAUCGCUUGACCUCAACCUUCGACAGUCCAAAGAGCCACCAGGAACAUACCGCAGCCACCAGGUCACGGCAAUCGACAAUUCUCGGGGCCGAGUUCGUGCUGCGACUCAGGACCGGCGAGAAGCAAGCGGAAGGAUGAACGCUUUAGCACGGAACAUGUGUCCCGUUUCCGCGUCACUGCCCGAAGUGCUGACGAUAUCGAAGCUGAAGAACCGCACUGCCCUGGUCACUGGCGCAGGAAGUGGCAUCGGUCGCUGCGUGUGCGAAGCGCUGGCAGCCGAUGGCGCUCGGGUGGUGGCUGCAGACUGCAAUUUGGACUCCGCCGUCCAGACUGUGCUUCGCUUGCCCGGAGGAACAGCACGCCACCAUGCCUGUCAUGUUGACGUUAGUAGUGAAGCGUCGGUGACGUCUCUGUUCAAUAAACUUCGCAAUUGCGCGGAUCUGCCUCCGGUGAGCAUUGUUGUGUGCUGCGCCGGAGUAUCAAGAAGCGGCAGAGUCGUCGACCUGAAGCUAGAGGUGUUCGAGCAAAUGAUCGACGUGAAUUUAAAGGGAACGUUCUUGACAGUGCAAGCGGCAGUCAGCGAGAUGCUGGCGCGAGGCGUGGAACAAGGCUCCGUGGUGACGGUGUCCAGCAUCGUGGCCCAGACGGGAUUGCGAUACCACAGUGCCUACGCGGCCUCCAAGGCAGCCGUCAUCGCCUUCACCAAGACGGCGGCACUCGAGCUGGCACCACACGGCAUUCGCUGCAACGUCGUUCUGCCGGGCAUAGUAGACACCGCCAUGACGGCCGGCGUGAGCGAGAAGGACCGUGCCAACGUCAGCGCCCGCACUCCACUUGGUCGCCUGGGCCGACCCGAGGAGAUCGCCCGAGCCAUCCGGUUCUUGUGCGACGAGGCGGACAGCUCUUUCAUCACGGGAGCCUCCUUCGAAGUCACCGGCGGCCUUCACAUGUGACCACCGUCGGAGACGCAACGGCUAUGGACGCUCGCGUAACAAUAAUCUCGUACCUGACCAUCACCAGCGCGCAACCAUUGCAAUGGCAGAGGGAUAAGCAAUGACUUUCUUUCGAUGCCCAACACCGCGUCGAGUUCGAUUCCGGGCGCGGCCAGCAAGUCCCAUUGGGACUUGAGUGCAUACACGCAUGUCAGCUGAGAUUUUCAUGUGCAACAAGUCAGAUUGUAUAUGAAAAAAGGCGGAAGUUUAGGGGAAGCUUCAGGAGACUACAUAUUCGUGAACAUGGGAUGUUGCGGGAUCCGACGUUUCCACAAGCGGACCUCCCUUCUUGAAGGCUGCAGCUGUGCCUAAUGUAGUUGCAGCCUUGAAGUUGACAGGUCCGCUUGUGGACCUACCAGUUUCAGCCUCUAAGUUGGCAGGUCCGCUUGUAGAAACGUCGGAUCCCGUGACAGCCCAUGUUCGCGAAUCUGGCAUUUCUUAAAGCUGCAUUGUAGAAUCACACGCAUACGACUAGAUAUAAUAACUGUGGGUAUCUGGCCUUAUGUGUACUGGUUGUUUUUUUUUUUUGGUAUUUGGUCUGUCUAUUUAAUAGACACCUCCUCUUCGCCUGCUUGGACAGACACGAAAUGUAACUUUCAUAAUAGCGGAAGUGCUUCAGGCCAUAGAGUUCUUCUAAGUCUCAGCCGCCACCCAAGCUCCUUAGCAUCAAUUUCAUAGGUUAUACCAACGCACAAGACACCGAGAGAGAGAGAGAGAGAGAGAGAGAGAGAGAGAGAGAGAGAAAGAGAGACUCCUUAUUGACUCCUUUUGCUGGCUUCUAUGUACCCGUUGGCGUGCUGUAUAUAUACUCCUGACUCGUCAGGCUGCGCGCGUACCACCACGGAUGUCCGCCGCAAAUAAUAUUUAGUAAAACACCACGAUUUUUGUUGCUCGCGAUAAAAGUGCAAGCACUAAAAGUUAAAGAUUUCUCUCGCUGUCACGAGGGAGAGGACAUGCGCUAAAGGGGCGAGUAACAUGAAAGGCACAUAUAGAGAUGUAGAACGAUGAUUCAACUAUUGCCCAAAAGCGAGUGUUACCAGAACAUAUAUUUUCGUUUGCAUUAGAACAAAUGUUAUGUUCGCACGUUUUAUAUCUUUUAUAUAUUUAUUCCUAUAUCUAUUAUGAAGUUAUUGAUGUAAUGCUACUUUUGUCUUUCGUAGACGGAGAACUGUGUACGUACAAUGAAUUGUUUGAUGCAGUCAUAUGUACAACAUCGUACUCUCCGCCUUUCGACAAGCCAGUGCUCAGUCAGGUCAGAAAUUUGACGUAUAUAUGGCUCAUGCGCUAACGGUGAAUUUUUCGGCUCAUGAUCCCUGUAUGUGCAGCUGAACACUCUAGUCUUUUCCUCAGUGGCACAGCACAGCCAGCCGGUCUAAGAUAUGCAGCGAACUGUCUUGUCCUUCUGUCUAUUUCUUCCUGCUCCGCCCGGAAAACUGUUUCUUCUGUGGAUUACUAGGCUAAUUGUGAAGUCUCAUCUGGUAACGCACGAAGUUGCAGCGCUAGAUGCUCACAGUAUGCAAUAAAAGUUAUUACGACUGCACUCAAA
This is a messenger RNA of Rhipicephalus microplus (southern cattle tick), 3602 nucleotides long. RefSeq names its product (3R)-3-hydroxyacyl-CoA dehydrogenase-like. Lineage: Eukaryota; Metazoa; Arthropoda; Arachnida; Ixodida; Ixodidae. Gene Ontology annotation, biological process: fatty acid biosynthetic process. Gene Ontology annotation, molecular function: oxidoreductase activity, acting on the CH-OH group of donors, NAD or NADP as acceptor; quinone binding. The record is from RefSeq and is a predicted model, not a curated record.